AUGGAUAUUGGACGAAAGAAAGUGAUAGUGGACAAUACAGUAUUUGAUGAUUUGUACAAUAGAAUUAAAUUGAAUGCUGAAGAGCUUCUACCCACUCUUGUUACUAAAGCAAAACAAAUUAAUGAUGUGCUGAAAGAAAAUUUAUUUGCUAAUGAUGAAUAUCGCCAAAUUGUUGUGAAUUCAGCUAAGAACUUAUUUAUAAAUGACAGUAUGUCUCAGUCAGGUAAUGGUGAACAUACUGACAACAGUUCCACACUAAAUAAUUUAAAUCGGAAUAAAAAUAGUCCAUUAGUUCGAACAAAUGCUCAUUUAGACAAUGCUAUUCGUCCCGUUCAGGAUUAUUUACGUGAAUUUAUUGAAAUUGUUGAACAUUUAACAGCAUGGCUUGAACUGGAAAUAUCAUCGUAUGCAAAUGGUGAUGAUUUUCGAAUUGUUGUACAAAAUGAAAUACUAGACGAAUUUGCCUCCAUGAAGGCAGUUUCCGUUGCAUUUCUUGGACAAAUAUUUGAUUAUUAUGAACAACGUGCAGCAAUUGGAAAAGAAAUUUGCAAAAGACCUAAUAUCGAUGAUAGUAAACAUUUAUUAGUAAAUAUAGAUGAACUAAUGUAUUCAAAAGCAAAACUAAUGAUGAUUGAAAUAGAAGGCUAUUUUCUAAGAAUUUACAACGUAUUAUCUAAAAACGAAGAUAUUUUAAAACAAUCCACCCGUCAACAUGUUGAUAAUUAUUUUUAA
Molecule: messenger RNA, 732 nt
Organism: Didymodactylos carnosus
Lineage: Eukaryota; Metazoa; Rotifera; Eurotatoria; Philodinida; Philodinidae
Source: the annotation of a GenBank genome assembly